CAGGAUACCACAACACAGAGAUCACUACUUUUAAUGAGACAUUCUAAAGAUGACUUCUAGAGCCAAAAAGCGCAUUGUUCUUCCUUCUCGACCUGAACCACCUACUGUAGAACAGAUUCUGGAAGAUGUUCGUUGUGCAAUAGCAUCUGACCCGGUAUUCGCUUGUGACCUCAGCGAGGAGACCUUUAUUCCUACUCAUGAUGCAUCCAGUGAGGCAAAUAAGCAGUACUUACAGAGUUGUUCUUAUGUGCAAUUAAACAACAAGUUGAAGGAAGCCCAGGACGAGCUAAAGGAACGAUGUGAGGUUUUGAAAUCUUCUGGGAUUAAGCUUGAAAGUGUUAUUGAAGAGCUAAGAGAAACAGGCAUGUGAAUAUAGUUCAAGCGUAUGAUUUUGUUUUUGGGACAACUACUUGGUGCCAAUGAUUUUUGAGGGUAUAGGUGAAAAGAACUAUAACAUGCCACUCGUUAGAGUAUACUCAUCCUUUACAACAAGCAAAUGCUGCAUUGACAUUGUGUAUCCACUGAGAUAUGUGCACAGCACAAUAUAAGUAUGAAUUCUCCCUGUGGCACACUGAACACGAUACAAACAUUGCUCUUCAGGUUGCUGGUAUUUUGGA
Molecule: messenger RNA, 617 nt
Organism: Nanorana parkeri
Lineage: Eukaryota; Metazoa; Chordata; Amphibia; Anura; Dicroglossidae
Gene: CUNH19orf25
Product: chromosome unknown C19orf25 homolog
Exons: 4
Coding region: 50-370 (106 amino acids)
Source: RefSeq, a predicted model, not a curated record